UAACUUGCCAUUUAAGUCAAAUAGUUUACUGACUAAAUUGAGAUUGUUUGAUUUCAAUUGAUAUAUAUAUACACACAUAUGACUUCUCUAGCAGGUGGUAAACUGACCCUCUGUCAGCAGACAAAGUUGUAGCAGAGAUGUGUGUGGUGCUUAUAUAAAAUGAUGAUUAUUCCAGAUUCAGUUAUUUCUGAAGUGAUUGAAUAAAAACCCAAAUGUGGCAGGUCGAGUUCUCUCGCUCUCCCAGCCUAAAGCCAGUGUGUGCCCUGAUUAUGACCCAAUCACAGCAGCCGAGCGUCACGCAGGGGCGGAGCCUGUGCGUGACGUGGUGGGCAGGUAAUUCUCUUUACAAUAUCAAGCAGUUAACCUCGGGUCACUCUUCUGCGCGAGCUCAGCGGCGAUUUCUUCUGAUUCUUCCGUCCAGUCUGUGCACUCAGCUCCUCUACACUCUGUCUUUAUUAAUCAGCUCAGUGCGGGAUCAGGUCCCCUCACAGCUCGCGCGCUGAGGAGACUGUCCGUCCGGCAGUGGCGAUGGCUGCGCGCGCUCUGACCUGCACUCUGACUCUGCUGGUGUGGGCAGGGGUCAGUUUAGGUCAGCUGGUUUUACCCAGCAGACAGAAUGGAGCGGUUGGUGGGAACGUGGAGUUUAAGCCGAUCAGUUCUCCUGCUGAUACAUAUCAAGUGAUCACCUGGAGGUUUGGUGAAAACAUCGUGAUUAGAUCAAUCAGUGGAGCAGUUUCAAUACCACGACCUGAAUACAGAGGCCGAGUCAGUCUGGACAUUAACACUCUGGCUCUGGAGCUCAGGAAUCUGACCAUGGGAGAUACUGGAGUGUAUACUCUGAUUGCUGAUACAGCUGCAAGCAGCUACACAGCAGAAACUACGCUGAAAGUGUUUGAGCCGGUCUCCAAUGUUACCAUAACACCAGGUGAGACAGAGCUGAUUGAGUUCAACAGCACUGUCAGACUCACUUGCUCCGCCUCUGGCUCAAACCUCUCAUUCUCAUGGCUAAAUAUAAGCUCUGAGGUGACUGUUGGGGGACGAGUUCAGCUGACCAAUGGGAACAGAACUCUGACCAUUACCAGUGUAAGCAGAGAUGACACAGGACCGUACAUAUGUGAGGCAUCCAACGCUGUCAGCAACAAAACAAGUGACCCUUUAACUCUCACCAUUUACUAUGGUCCAGACCAUGUUUCUGUUAAAACAGAAUCUUUGGAAACCAUCUACAGCUCUGGGUCUGACCUCACACUAACCUGCUCAGCUGAGUCCAGCCCUGCUGCUGAGUUUCAGUGGGCUUUGAAUGGAACAAUGCUGAGUGUAGAGGGUCCAGAGCUCAACCUUACCAACAUUGAGACCAAUCAGAGUGGCAACUACACCUGCACAGCCCAUAACACCAAGACCCUGAGAUACUCCACAUCUGAACCCAUCCACAUCACUGUAAUGGUAAACGUAUCUGGAGCUACCAUCACUGGUCCAACAGGUCUCGUAAUAGAAGGCAACUCUGCUAAUUUAUCCUGUGAUGCGAGUGGGACUAUCGUCACUACAGAAUGGAUGAAGAAUAAUCAGAAGCUGUCUCCUAGCAACAACAUCAUAUUCUCAGCUGAUAACAGAUCAGUGUCGAUCAGUGCGGUGGGCAGAAUGGACAGUGGUGAAUACCGAUGCACUCUCAGCAACCCUGUGAGCUCUGAUAGUGACGUGUUCACCAUGACUGUUAACUACGGACCUGAUAAUGUGAGAAUUGAGGGGCCCAGUGAAGUGGAGGAGAGAGGAUCUGUGAUGUUACUGUGCUCUGCUGAAUCUGUACCAGAUCCCAGAUACGCAUGGACGUUUAACGGAACAAAUACUGGAGUGACUACAGACUCACUCACAAUGGAUCAGGUCACUUUCUCUAACAGUGGAACUUACACCUGCACCGCCUGGAAUAAUGUCACCAGACGUGAAACCUCAGCAUCCCAUUCUUUGGUAGUAAGAGAAAUAGGGAGUCUGAGUGGAGGGGUAGGUUCGCUGUCUGCUGGAGCUAUAGCUGGGAUCGUAAUUGGAGUUUUACUAGGAGUCGCUCUUGUGGCUGGUUUGAUUGUCUACUUUACAAAAUUUGCAGGAAGGCCAAAAUCAAGCUCAAGAGGAGUAAAGCAGAAUGGAGCAACACAGAAUGGAGGCGAACAUGAGCUAAACUAUGCAGACAUCCGGCACUUUCAGAAUAAUCAGAGUGUACUGAAUAUGGGGGGAACCAGCACACAGACACGGCAAGGAACGCCGGCCAUGGUGAGGGCUCAUCGGGGGGCUAAUCAAGGAGCAAAGCCCGAGGCAGAAGUCACCUAUUCUGAGGUGAGGAAGUGAUUUUCAUUAGAAAUGGACCAAAGUGAACUGAGCAGUGUACCAGACAGCUGAGGAUUUAAGCAAACGGGAAGCAACAGGAGAGUCCAAGACUCUGAAGUGUCUGAUUGUUACUGCAUUCUUCAGGAAGGAAACCCUCAGCGAUGGAUCUGAGCACUGAGCUUAAUAUCAGACGCAGAUACUUGUGCAUGUCCACUUUUUGCCUUAAUUCAGUUGUGCUAUCAUCUCAUUUUUUGAGGCCCUCAAAUGAGGAACGGCCGUUAGCUGUGUCCGAUAUCGAGGAGAGACGCAUUGCAAGGAUGUUGUAGAUUAGAAUUCUUGCGCUGCUUAGCUGCUUCAUCUGCCUGAUGAUAUAAGAAAGACAAAGAGCAGCAGGAAGGUUGAUGAUUAAUUUUACCUUUGGACUUUUGCCUGGCAUUUUCUCAGGGAACCGAAACCGAGAAGUUGGAAUAAUAAAUAUAAUUUGGUUGUAUGUAAAUGAGCUUUUUGAAAUGGUUAUGACAGUUCUUUGUUCUUCUUUAUUUUUUUGUAAGCUUGUGUGUGUGUGUGUGUGUGUGUGUGUGUGUGUGUGCAUCUUUUUUUUUGGAAAUGUAUUAUUUUAAGCAGAAUAUCUACAUUUUGGGGGAUUAUUUUGAUUGUUUAAAUGCUGCUAUGUAUUGUGUGCAAUCGAUCAUAUUGCAUUUUAGACCUUAUUAUAUAAAAGUCAAUUUGAUUUGUUUUAUUUCCAGUCAAAACAGCCGUUAAGUACAAAUGAAUCGAUUUUCAGCGCUAACAAAACAGAACGAAUAUUGUUGCUUUCCAAUGAAAACCAUGCAUCUCAAUUUUUGUCCAUUUUCAUUUUUCUUCAUCAUUUCAACACAUCUGCAGUGCUUUACUUUGUCUGAAAAUGUCAUGAUGAAAGGACCAAUAGAAAUGCUCCAAAAUCACCUGAAAUAAAAUCACUUUACAUUGACUUCUAUUAAAAGGUACGAGUAUUUUUGCCUUCUCCUGUAAAGUUAUUAUUAGUAAAGUUAUUAUUUGAGAUAUAUUGCAGUUUUACCUUGGACAGCGAUGAUAUAUGUAACAGAAAAUGACACAAGAGCCUCGACAACAAGCUAAAAUAUCAGAUGUUUCAGUGUUGAGUGUGUCCACUCUUGACCUUUAUUCCAACUUCCAUUCUUUUCAGGAGAUUCACUUUGAGUUUCUCAGAAGAAAUCUGUAGAUUAAGUUCAGUCUUAGAAUUUUCUGCUCACAGUCCAACUAAUCCCAAUUACAAAUUACUCACCAGUCCUUUAAACCCUCCACAUCUCAAAUGUCUAUAUUAGUAUACUUCUUUUCACCCAAAUAUAAGUGAGUUUGCUCUCAGUUUACUUUUUAUGUACUUAUCAAAAAUACAAUACACAAAAUUAUAUGUAAGUGUACUUGGCUCAUACUUAUUCAUAAACUUGUAUAUACUUGUGGCCUGUACCUGUAGUUAUAUGUCUAUAAUAUAAAUAUAAAAUAUAUACUAUAAUAUAUACUUUCAUAAAGUAAAAAGUUGGCUAGAAGUAAAUAACUAGUACUUAUAAGUUCACUUAUGUCUUCAUUUUUGUCGUUUUUUGAGGUUUUGCUAUUAUUUGAAAAUGCCAGUUCUCCUUUAUGUUGUGUGUAAAUUUCAUGAUGCAUGGACCAAAAGAAUGGCCCAAAAAGACCUGGAAAAAAAUUCUGGUUCCAUUGAAUUACAUUAAAAGUAUAGAAUGUUUUUUCCUUCUCCUAUAAAGGUACCAUUUUGGAGAUAUGAGGUUUUGUUCCAACAAGAAGCGUUAAAGUAUUUCACAGUAUCGUUGAAGUACAAAAUAAAAAAUUUCUCAAAGUUUACUACUUUUACACCAAAAGAAUACUUAAAAAUAUACUUUUAAAAACUAGAAAACCAAUUUAGUCUCAAAAAGUAUUGAAAUAGUACACUUAGAAGUAUACUACUAGAACAUAGAAGUAUACUUACUUAUACUUAAAUUAUAUGUGGGAAAUAAACUUAAGUUUACUUAUUAAAAUCAACUUUAAAGUAUACUUUUUAAUUGUCGUUUCAGUGUGUCUGUCUCUUUUUCACCACUGAUGUCAGUUUUGUCUCCCGGGUGGUUGUUAGUAAUCUCAUUGUCUGUCUUUCGCCAUCAACCGCUGCAGUGAAAUAAACCAGAUGUUGAUUCUUUGGAAGCCACAACCACUUUGACAACAACAGACACUGCUAAAGCUCGCUUUGGAUAAUCCCCAUUUUAAUAAAUAAUGUUAAAACAUAUCACUGUCGGAACAAAACCUUGUAUCUCCAAAACAGUAACUGUAAAGGAUGUUAAUGCAACAAGAUUGUUUUCCAGGUAAUUUUGGUCUGAGGUUACAAAUUAUGCAAAAAAGUCAACAGCAAAAAUUUAGAAUCUUAUUGUUUCUGUAACUUUAGCUGUUUUGGAAACUCAUUUUCCUUUGAUGUCCUCUUUCCUUACAUGAGUGGAUUAUCUAAUCUAAUCUCCUCAGAAAUAUUUCCUGAAUAACUUGUACUUUAAUGGCUGUUUGACAGGAAAGGAAAUAAAAGUGACUUUUGUACAGCACUGUACUGACAUGAAAUCAGAACAUGAAUGUGAUAGAUUGUAUCAGAAAGUUAUAAAUGGUUAAGUUAAGGUAGUUAGUAGUUGUAGAUUUUCUUACAGCUUCAUUCUUUUGUAAUUCAAAUGAUUUGCCACAGCUCAUUACAGCUCUUUCUGAGAUUAUAUUAUACAUAAAUAUUAUACUGCUUAUUUCUAACAUGAUUUUGGCAGUGUUACUAUCUGUAAGUGAGACUAUUUUGAUACUUUAUUUAUGAUAUAACUUUUAACAAAUGCGCUAAAGUAAUUCAGAUUCAAUAUAGGGUAAUAAGGAGGAACACUCCAACAUUUACAGUAUUGUACUGUACUGUACUGUAAUUUUACAGAAAUAGCACUGUUGUGUAAUUGUUUUGUCAAUUGAACAUUUGGCAUUAACAAAGUUGGAAAACAUCCAGUAAAUAAAGUCAUUUUCAAAAUA
Molecule: messenger RNA, 5337 nt
Organism: Pygocentrus nattereri (red-bellied piranha)
Lineage: Eukaryota; Metazoa; Chordata; Actinopteri; Characiformes; Serrasalmidae
Product: carcinoembryonic antigen-related cell adhesion molecule 5-like
Exons: 11
Coding region: 529-2334 (601 amino acids)
Source: RefSeq, a predicted model, not a curated record